Molecule: messenger RNA, 2365 nt
Organism: Corapipo altera (White-ruffed manakin)
Lineage: Eukaryota; Metazoa; Chordata; Aves; Passeriformes; Pipridae
Gene: SGO1
Product: shugoshin 1
Exons: 9
Coding region: 152-1891 (579 amino acids)
Biological process (GO): meiotic chromosome segregation
Cellular component (GO): nucleus; chromosome, centromeric region
Source: RefSeq, a predicted model, not a curated record
GGGCCCAGAGUCGUAGUGCGGGGACACAGAGAUCCGGGCACAGCCGCCGGUCCUUCUGCGGGCCUUGCCGCCUCCGCCGGGGGCUCAGGCGCCCGCGGCCAGUCGGCAGUCGGUUCCCGGCGGCGCCCCCGCCUCCCCGAGCAGGUAGAAGAUGACAGAAUACUCGAGGAAGUCCUUCAAGGACAGUCUGAGAGGCAUAAAACAGCGUAUGAGAGAGAAAAGAUAUCAGAAAUGGGCAAGGCUGGGUAAAACUAUCGAGUUCUCCACCGUAAAGGCCAAAAGAGCAACCAACAGCUCCUGCAAAAUGAAGAUCAUUCAAGCAAACAACAGAGAUCUAGCUCUGUCUUUGCAAGAAGAAAAGCUCAAACUGAGGGAAGCCGAAGCUACCAUUCUUCAGUUAAGGAAAGAUUAUCUCAAUUUGAAGGCUCAGAUGUUUGACUUGCAAAGAAAUCAAAGGUUCCAGCAAGAACAACGACUUGUGGAGAAUCAACUGUCAGCCUUGAAUGAGAUAAUUUCCAAAGUCUCUCAGAAUUUACUGGACUCAAUUGAUCUCCUUGGCCCAGCAAAGAAUUUGUGUUCCAUAGACAUGAAUCAAAGAGUGCAUUCUUCAGGUCCUGGAAACAGUUGCUGCAGUGUCACAGGACCAAUAGGUUCAACGCCUCUGCAGUGUGCUUAUGGAGAUGAUCCAGUGCUUCCAAGUAGGACAGAAGACAGUAGUGAUAGAAAUUCUUGGUCAAAGACCUGUGUGGAAUCUGACAGUGACAUUUCCUUAACCAAAAUAAUUCCAAACAAAGGAUGGACUUUUGAUAUCCGUCUGGACAACACAGAAUCAGAACUGCAAAACAUUUCUUCAAAUGGAAAGGCUGGAUUUGGUAGUGUGUUACCAAAAAAUGUGUCCACCAGACGUUGCUUUUCAAAGAUGAGAAACCUCAAUGGAAUUUGCACUGGUGUCUUGGACCACUCAGAAGCACCUGAUUCAAUAGAAGAACUUUCUGAAGAGAAAGAAAUUAGGCUUGAGGAAAGUCUAGAGGAGUGUGCUACGGACAAUGUAAAUGCAGCUAUUUCUCACUUGAAUGAAAGCAAGGUAGAUUCAGAGCACGUGUUGAGGCCCAGAAAUUCUGAAACUGCACAGUUCAACUUAAAACAUAAUUCUAAUCUUAAACAACUUGAGUGUAAAAGCAGACAAAACUCUCAAGGAAGGAAAGAGAAGCGCCAGAAGAGAGUACUGAAACAGCCUAAAAAUACUUCCCAACAAGGACCAGGAAAACAGGAUAAAGAGGCUUCCAAAAAAAAGCUGAAUUUCUUGGGUGGCAUCAGUGAUGCUUAUGACUUUCAUUUGGAAGAGGGUGUCCAUGUUACACCUUUUCGACAAAACAAGGUGAAUGACAGAGAUACUGCUGUGGAUGACACAGAAGACUCAGAUGCAACUGAUUCCAUCGAGUCAAGCGAUACUGAAGAUGAUUUAGACGACAGUCUCUAUGAGCCUUACAAAUCAAAGAAAAGGCGAAGUUCAGCAGACAAUAAUGUUACAUCGCCAAUCCAUCCAAGGCCAAGGUCUAAAAGAUGUUUGGCACAGUGUGAGCAGAAAUUCUGUCGUGAAGAAGAGACUGAAAACAACAAAUCAAGUGACAAGUCUAUUAGGCAGCCUUCUGAGCCACCUCGUGGGCAUCUCUGUGAUGUUACCAAUACCACUGCAUUGCUCCCCAGCACUGGGGAUGCAGCACCUGUCCCAGAAGGAGAAAGACCACAGUCUCCAAAACGCAAGCGAAGCUGUACUGCUACCGUGAGCUAUAAAGAACCAAGUAUUGCAGGGAAGCUCAGGAGAGGAGAUCCAUUUACAGAUACACAGUUCCUGACGUCUCCAAUUUUCAAGAUGAAGAAAAAAUGCUAAAUGAUGUUCUCCUAAGAAUGAAUCUCUGAAAAAAGACAAUGAGAAAUUGGUUACCUGUUAUUUGAGAUUUUCAGCAAAACCAUGCUCGUGCCAUGAGGAAAGGAAAUCUUUCAUCCAAAUUGCUGUUUCUCAAUACCUUAUAUAAGUAUGUGAAUAUUUGUGUAUCUAAUAUUAAGGGUAUCAGAUUAAGGAGGUAUAAAUUUCAUCUAGUGACUUGUUUUUAAUGAUACGGAUCGAUUACUUUUAUAACUCUUCAAGCUCUUUUUGACUGGAUCUGGGAGUGUAUGAGAAAUCUGAUGGAUAAGACGCUGAAAGUCAUGUUAUGACUUGUAGUCAGUAAGGCUGAACUUUAGGCACUUGAGAUGUUUUGUGCAGGGAGUCUUUUUAAUAACAGUUUUUGUACAGAUGUUGUUUAUGUGGUGGUUGUAGUUUCAUAUUGAAUCUUUAUAAUAAAUGUCUUAGUGUUUGGAAGCA